GUGCUUCCGGAUUGACAAAAACGAAAGUUGAAAAGGAAAGUAGCAAAUUGAAUUUGUAGGUGUUGUGAAAUAACUAUUCAUAGUUUUUUUCCAAACAUUCAUAAUGUGAAUUCAUGCUGCAGUUGGAAUUCCUGAUGCAUUUUGAGAUCAUUAAGUUGAAAUUAUGAGCAAAAGUUCAUAGAAAUAAUCAUGGAUACGUCUGGCAAAUCUCUUCUUUCAAAGUGGUCCAUUGGGGGCACAGGUACGAAGUCCAGCUUUGAGAGUACAAAGUCCAGUGUUUUAAGCAACAAGUCGAGUUUGCUGAGCUCCGGACUUGAGAGUAAGCUAAUCAAGAGUGGGGGAGGAUUGUCCGCGGACAGGAAGAGGAAACAGCUAACCACCAAAACUUCCGUCCAAGACAAGAAACUGCUGGUGGAGAAAAAAGCUCUCAAGAGCAGUCUGACAACAUCUUCCUCUCGGUUGACUGGAGGAAGUUUGAAGAGUUCCCUUCUUGGGACCACCUCUCUGAGCUCUAAACUGACAAGCUUACAGAGGCCUCUGACCCCAGAGACUAAAUCUUCAGUGGGGAUUAGCCAUGUUACCUCACAGACGAGGCCACUCAGUGGUGGCCUUUUGGGCUCCACAUCCCCCGCCCUCAGUAUCACCAGUAAGUACACGUCCUCUGGACUCUCAUCAGGCCUUGGGAAGUCUCUGAUUGGACAGACUGAGUCCUCAGCCACCCACAGCAAUGUGUCACAGUUAUCAGCCCUGACCAGUCAACAAUCAGUGGGAGGCUUAUCUAUGAAAACAAGCCAAAAAUUGUCUUCCACUGGGAUGUCAUCAGUUUUAGGCAGCCUCAGCAGUAAAGGGAAGAAAUCCCAAGUUAAGGAGAAGAUGGGAUCCCACAAACGAGCUGCUGAAGAGAAAUCAGAAUUUGAAAAAUACAAGGUCAAGGCUCCUCGUUAUGACCUUGGGCAGGUGUUACCCAAAGACAAUGGAGUGGAGGUGCCCAAGUUUGUGAACCCAAGCAAGGAUCCCAGUCUAAACAGAGCAGCCAUUCCCCUGCAUGAUGUUAAUGGACUCAAGCUGGCCCUGAUCAAUGCUGUGAGUGGGUCCCUCAUCUGUCAGCCCAACUUCUCCAACAGCAAUGACCUGACCCGUAGAACCCUGUCUCAAAUGUCAGAUAGAGUCGUGACCUAUGACCCAGAGUUUAUUCUGAAGGUUGCACUUUACACAAGGAAGGAUCUAAACAUCCGAACUACCGCAAACUUUCUCCUGGCCCUGGCCUCCAAUGUAGAUGCUUGCCGACCUUUCCUGAAGAAGUACUAUUGUGCGUCUAUUCAGCUGCCGUCUGACUGGAUUGAGGUGGCCGAGAUUUAUCAGGCCUUCCACGACACGAAUCUGACCCAUGGGUCGAUCCCUGCUGCCCUGCGUAAGGUCAUGAUCAUGAAGUUCCAGGACUUUGACAAGUAUCAGCUAGCUAAAUACAACAAGGAGAGCUCCAUGAAGAAAAAGAAGAAAAAAGAAAAGAAAGAAACCCCUGAAGCAAACAGUGGUACCAGUGUGAGGGGGGCCAGCCGAGGGGGCAGGGUUGCAGUCAUAGCCCGUGGGGGCAGGGUUGCAGUCAGGGGCCGCGGAGGAAGAACUGCAUACAUAGAGCCCAGACAGGAUGACUCUUCCAGCGAGGACUCAUCCAGUGAUGAGGACGGAGAUUUAUACCGACAGCUGAGUGAUAUUGUGCAUGACGAAGAGGAACAUACCCCUGAGGAGAUGGAGAAAAUCAAGUUCUCCAUAAAACAGCUGAUCCGUAAACUCCACAUCGUGGAACCAGUGGAACAUGUCAUGUCAAUCAUCGGCAAAAAGUACCCCGACACACUGGAGGCCUUCUACAAAGCCCGCCUCCCAGGGGUGUGGGAGCAGGACAGGGCGGGGAAGAGGAUGAAGUUACCUGUCCCCGAGACCUGGGAGACACAGGUGUCCCUUAAAGGGAACAAGGCGUCCACAUGGGAAGAUCUGAUUGAUCACAAGAAGCUUCCAUUCAUGGCCAUGUUGCGGAAUCUAAGAAACUUGAUCAAAGCCGGGAUUUCUCCGAAGCAUCAUCAGAGUAUACUGCGCAGGCUUCAAGAUGAGAGACAAGUUGCCAACAGUAAGCAGUUUCCGUUCCGAUUUUUCACAGCGUAUGAAGUACUGAGCAGCUUGGAGAAAGAGUAUGAGGAGACUCAGAAAAAGCUAGUAGAGGCUGCUGAGAUGGAAGCUUCUGGAGAUUACACUUCUAUGAAUGUCGCCAGAGGGGAUAGAGGAAGGGGCAGAGGGAGGGGCAGAGGGAGGGGCAGGGGGGGAGGAAAGGGGGAUAACUGGUGGAUGGAGAAGAAGAAAAAACAACUGGAGGAAAAAAGGAAACCCAAAGAAACUGCCUACGACAAAUCCAUUAUCAACCGCUACAAGAAGGCGCUGGAUACUGCUGUCAAAAUAGCCACUGUUUACAAUGUUCAGCCGAUCAGAGGUCGAACAAUCGUCAUAUGUGACUGCAGCGACCAAAUGAGGGUCAACUGCACUGCGGCCAGAGGCCUAGGGAAACCACGACAGAUGCUGGAGGUGGCAUUGUUGAUGGGGCUGAUGUGCAAGUUCUCGUGUGAGGAAUGCGAAUUUGUCACCUUUCAAGAGGCGUCUUGGCACCCCGCUCAAGUGGAGCGUGGAACAAUCUUGGACACACUUCAGCAACUACUGGAACAGCAAAAUGAAAUCAGAGACAAAGACCUAUGGAACAGAAGUAAGCUGGAGAAUUGCUUCCCAGAAUCCAUCCUCACUGAAAAACUGAGAGACAGAAUCCAGGUUGAUAAUAUCGUUGUUUUGACCGGAGGAGAUCUCGCUCAGGCAAAUCAGAAGAUUCUCUCCAACUUCCUGAAGAAAUAUCGGCAAAUCGUGAACCCCAACCUCCUGUAUGUCAACAUCUCCUUCGCCGGCAAGGGCUGUGGCUUCUCCCAGUCGAUCAAGCCAGAACACGACAAUGAUAUCUACAUCUCAGGUUACAGCGAUGCCAUUCUCAGAUUCAUUGCAGAGCGUGGAGAGGGGGGACAAUUGAUUCAUGUGGAGAAAAUCGACGAGGCAUUUCAUCUGAAACCUCUGGCUGGAGCAGGCACAGAAAAUGUCAAAAGUGUUCCCAGCUCUGACCCAGAAAGGCCCCUUUCCUUGCUCUCAGGGAAACCCAGCUGGAGGAAGACUCGAGUGUUCAUCUCUUCCACGUUCCGCGACAUGCACGGAGAGAGAGAUGUCUUGACCCGCUUUGUCUUCCCAGAACUCCGAGCACAAGGCAAGAAACACUUCAUUAAUGUACAGGAAGUGGAUCUUCGAUGGGGAAUUACAGAGGAGGAGACCCACAGAGCUGUUGAACUAUGUCUCACGGAGGUGAAAAAGUGUGAGUUCUUCAUUGGUAUCCUUGGAGACCGCUAUGGCUAUGUUCCAGAUAGUUACAAUGUCCCAGAUAUGGAGGAAUUUGAUUGGCUGAAGACUUACCCACCAAAGGCCUCCGUCACUGAGUUGGAGAUGCACCUAGGUGCCCUGUCCAACCCCAGCAAAUUCCUGGACAAGGCUUUCUUCUAUGUCCGAGAUUCAAGUUUUGAAAAAGACCUCCCAACAGAGUUUCACUCCGAGUUUCUGACAGAAAACCCUGGAGCUAAAGCCAGACUGGAGGCACUGAAAAACCGGAUCUACUCCAGUAGUAUAGAAGUCUACAAAGGGUACCCAUGUCGAUGGGGAGGGGUCAACGAGGGUCGACCAAUGGUGGCUGGUCUGGAGCAGUUUGCUGUCCGGGUCCUGAACAACCUUUGGAAUGCUAUCCAGAAAGCCUACCCUGAUGAGGAGGCCAUUUUAGAUGAGAACAUGCAUGUUGCUAAGCAACACGAGGCUGUGGUUGAGUGUUAUAAAGAGAGAUUUGUUGGAAGGAAAAAUCUUAUCAAGGAAUGCAUGAAGCACAUCAAUGAGAAGACUGCCAACAUCAUUGUGUUGAACGGCAAGCCAGGCUCCGGAAAGUCGGCUCUUCUGGCUGCGCUGGUUCACACUUAUGUUGAGAGCCCCCAGGUGGCUGGUUCCCAGUCUGUACUGGUUCACAUUGUGGGUGCGGCCCCGGGCUCUGCUAGCAUUGUCGCCACUCUGAGGAGACUUUGCUUUGAGCUAAGGAGACAGUUCUGUGUAGACACGGAGAUUCCUGAGGACUACAAAAACCUAACCCAGAAGUUUUCUGACCUCCUUGAGGAGGGAGCUUCCAUGUGUGGAUCCCCCUUUGUAAUAUUUAUAGAUGGCCUUGACAUGAUGGAGAAGACUCACCAGCCUUACAACCUGGAGUGGUUGCCCAGAAAUCUGCCUAAAAAUGUGGUGUUUGUGAUCACAACUAUUGACGGUGGUAAAAGUCACACGUCCUUGAAGAGACGUAACCUUGGGGUCACUGAGGUCACCGUGGGUGGCCUUGACAUGUUUGAUAAAGCGGAGGUUGUCAGAAAUAACCUUGCUGUGUACAGGAAAAAACUGGAUGAAUCUCCAUUUACAAACCAGAUGAAGUUCUUGAUGGGAAAAAGAGAUGCUGGGAAUCCUCUGUUUUUGAAGUUGGCCUGUGAAGAACUCAGAGUGUUUGGAAAGUUUGAAAUGGUGACCAGUAAACUGAAGUCCCUGCCCCAGACUGUUCCCCUGAUGUUACAGGAAGUACUCGGUCGCUUGGAGUCAGACUUGGGUCAGGAGGUGGUGGCCUUGGCAAUGUCUUUACUGGUUUGCAGCAGAGAUGGAUUGAUGCCAGAAGAACUCCAUGACCUGUUGAGUCUUCACACUCUGCUAAACAAGGCCAAAUUCACAGUGGAUGAUGUCUCAAAUGUCCUUCUGUCCCCUGACAAGAUGCUCCCCUCUGCUGUUUUCUCUCAUCUUCGAAGAUCGCUACAGACUUUCCUAAAUCCAAAUGAAAGCGCGGGCACCUGUUUGUCCUUGGCUCACCUAGAUGUAGCAGUGGCGGUCAGAUCCCGCUACAUGAAGGGAUCGGGGGAUCAGGAACCCAGUCUACACCGGUUAAUGGCCGGUUAUUUCCUCCAACUAGUGGACCCUGAGCGUGAUGGGUCAUACACAGGAAACAGCGUCAGGGCAUUCUCUGAGUUACCCUAUCAUCUGGCCUAUGGUGGGGAUUUUAAAACUCUGUCACAAGUGGUGUGUAGUUUGGAGUUUAUCAGCAACAAAUGUCGACUGGGUCUGGGAAAUGUUUUGCUGGAGGAUUACCAAGAAAAGGAAUUUAGUACCAAAUCAUUGGAGCGUGACCAGCAAAAGAUGAUGGGGAACCCUCGUUUCCAGGAAUACAAAAUGUUUGUGUCUCGUAACAUGCAUCUCCUAGACAAAUACCCGUCCUUGACCUGGCAGCAGGCGGUCAAUGACCUUCAGAGCAGUGAACCAUAUAAGGAUGGAGUGGCCUCCCUUGACACCGCUCACAACCAGUGUGACUUGUGCUUCAGGUGGAGCAACCGGCCCCAGGACCAGGACCCCAACUACCUGACACUCAGCAACUUGCCUCAGCCAGUGACCUGUGUAGCCGUUAGUCCAGAUAACGAGUACUUCCUAUGUGGAGGCUUGGACUGUGUUGUUCAUCUUCACACAAUGGAAACCGGAAAGGAGGUCAGGAGUUUCCAUGGACAUGCGAACGUGAUCAGUGAAGUCUGCUUCGCGGGGAAGACGUACGUCUGCAGUGCCUCACUGGACAAUCUGGUCAGUGUGUGGAACAGGGAGGACGGACACAGGGUGCACUCAUUAAAGGGACACACCAGAAGAGUCCAGUCUAUUGCCUCUGACUUGUCGGGAAAGUUCUUGGCAACUGCAUCAUGGGAUUGUUCGGUCAGAGUUUGGAACCUUGCCAAAGGAGAAUGUGUGUGUGACCUCAAAGUGGCAAGCCCAGUGAACUCGGUCUCGUUCCACCCAGAGGGUCAGCUGAUAGUGACAGGGCAGUGGGACACCACUAUUGCAAUCUGGGAUGUCUUCCACAAAACCCGCAAGGCUGUGCUCCGUGGCCACCAUUCCUCUGUACGAGAUGUAGCCUACUCCCCGUGUGGAAGAUACAUUGCAUCGGCUGCUCUCGACGGUGAUGUCAAACUCUGGGAGUCCAAGAAAGGAACUCAGGUUGGAAACGUGCGAGGUCAUUCACUGCCAAUCAACAAGCUGACCUUCAGUCCAACCGGGAGAAACCUCAUCACUGUCAGUGAUGACCAUAAAAUCAAGGUGUGGUCUGGUCACCUGGGUAAGCCCCUGCAGUGCCUUGGGGAGGAGAAGGAUGGUCCAGUGAAGUGUGUUGCCCUGUCCCCUGAUGGAGAGUGGGUGGCUGUGGGACUCCACGAAGGGUUCGUCAAGAUGUACGAGGUGUCUUCAGGGUAUCUGAUUUAUACCAUCACCCCCCACUCCGCUGCAGUACGACGCCUGACCUUCAGCCCCUGUGGGAGCUAUCUAGCUACAGCCUCAGCAGACUGCAAAGGAAUGAUAUUCAAAGCAGCCUCUGGUGGGUUGAUGGCCACCCUGCCCUCUACAAGCCCCCUUAUGUGUGUGACAGUGACUAAGAACUAUGUCGCCAUGGGAACAGAAGACAACCAGUGUCUCUUGUUUCCAUUUGCCAACAAUAAAGCCAAAGGUGAAACAGUUUUGAAGACCCUGGCAAUCUUACGAGGUCAGGAAGGACCAAUCACCAGCUGUACCUUCAAUCCUGAUGUGUCCCAACUGGCCACAGCCAGCAGAGACGCUUCUGUGUAUAUCUGGGACGUCCGACAAUGUCUGCUGGACGGACGUAACUCCCAGCCCCUGCGGAAACUCCACGCCUGUCACUCUGACUGGAUCACAGACUGUCAGUGGUCCAACAUCGGCGACUUUUUGGUGACGGGGUCUGUGGACUUCAACCUCAAAAUCUGGGAUGUCAAAACAGGUGAAGAGAAGUUCAAGUUGACAGGUCACAUGGCCUCCAUCACCUCUGUCGGAUACAGUUAUGGCUGCAUCGUGUCGUCCAGUAGUGAUGGGACUGUCAAAGUGUGGUCCCAGAAAGGCACGGAGAUCACCACCCUUCACGGCCACACCCAGUGUGCCAACGACACCGCACUCCUCGUCAAAGUGUCCCAGUCCUCCAUCGUGGAUGAAGAGGAGGACAACAGUGAUUGGGCCGCCGAACCAAAGGAGGGAAAGCCGGACAGGAAGAGGAAGCCCCAGAUAGAGAUGGAGGAUGUGGUGGUGGCCAGCUGCUCGGAUGACGCCACAAUUCGGCUCUGGAAUCCAUUACAGGCAAAUGAGCUGGCAAGUAUGACAGGUCAUGACGAUCGAGUCCUUAGUGUGGCCUCUGAUUCCCAUGGCAACCUGUGUACAAGUUCACUGGAUAAAUCUGUCCGACUUUGGAAACCGACCCUUAGUUCCAAAACGGAGAACCUUUGUCAUGAUGACCACGUGAACUUCACCUCCGUCUCCAAGAACGGAAACUAUUUGUUGACAGGAAGCAGGGAUGGCUACAUCAAGUUGUGGUGUGUUAAUUCUGAUGGAACAAACAUGGAGUUGAUGCUGUCACAGAAGGCGCACGCCAAGUCUGUGAACUCAGGCUGUUUUAUUGGAGCCGCUGCUGAGAAGAUCGCGACGGGAGGGGACGAUUCCAGGGUACUUGAGUGGAAGUGUAUAAAGGGGAAAAAUGAUAAUUCUGUAAAGAGACUAAAGAAAGUGAAUGACUACAAGCUGCUUUCCCCAGUGACAUCUGUUAUGUGGCAUGAGUGGGCAGUGGCCUCAGGGGACAUUAUUGUCUGUGCAGAGUGGGAAACCGCCCGAGUAACCGUCUUCAACACUGUGUGCAAAAGCCCAACAAAAUACAUAGACCUAGGGUCUCAAGGAAGUGGUCUGUGGGUGAUGAACUUGAUGUUCCAGGAAGAGAAAAUUCUGGCCCUGAUGUCAAACUCUACGGUCCAGACCCUGAAAACAUCUGGCAUUCCAGAUCCUCAACAGAAAAACUAUGACAUUAAAGUAACAAAGAAAAGUGAGAUCAAAUGCAUGGCUGACAUCACACAGCAAAUACCAGAGCAUAAGCGUGGUCUCAACAUGGUGCUGUGUGGGGCGUCCCUGGGCUGGGGCGUCUACCUGGAUGGAGAGCCGGAAUCACCCAUCUUACUGGGGGACACCAAGGGGCAACUGACGGCUCUGUUCAACGAAUUCUCUAACAAGUCCUCCUCUCUCAAGAUACAUGACAGAGAUGUGACCAGUGUCAAGGUUAUUGAAGAUGUCAUCUUGACGGCAUCCCUGGACCGGUCCGUUAAAGCCUGGAAAUUAAACAGUACCAGAUCUUACACCGAGCCACAGCAAGUGCUUCAAGAAGGGCUGGAGCAGGUGGGACAGUUCCUGUGUCCGGCUCCCGUAACCAGCAUGGAGAUUAUAACAGAAUCCUCGGGACGGCAACUAGUCUGUGGGGACCAGCUAGGAAAUGUCCAUUUCUUUGUUUUACAAGAUCUCCGAUAAAAGGUGUUUUUAGAAACAAAUUGUGAAGUUGUUAAACAUAUAUUGUGAAUGAAAUAUGUGAAAAACUGAAUAUAAAACAUUAAAAAAAAAAAAGGGAAUGUAAUACAUGCAUACCAAACAGCAAACAAGUUGUAUGAUGAUGUAGUGAAAUGUUUAUUUUUAUUUGUAUCAGUUUGUGUGUACAAAACCUUGUAUAAGAAUGUUGAACUAUAUAUUGUAUUGCACACUUUGAUUACCGUUUAAUCAUGAAUAAUGUUUUGUUUUGUAAAACAAUAUUGUAAAUUAUCCGUAUAUUUGUGUCUUCAUAUUGAAUCCAAUUUUGCAGUGUACUUAUAAAGAUGUAUAUAAAGUUUCUUUUUCUUUCUCUUGUACAUAAUAUUGGUCAAUAUUGUAUGCCACUAAUAUUUCCUUGUAUGGUGUUACACAUCAAACAUUUUGGAAAUUGAAUUUAAUAUAUAUUUUAAUGUUUACAGUACAAUUGGUCUGACAAUGUUAUAUGUUCUUGUAUUCUACUAAUAUUUUGUUGUAUAUAGUCAUAAACAUUUAACAUUUUUUGAAGUGAAUAUUUUCAAUAGAUGUGUAUUAAAUUGUAUAUAAUAUUUCAUUUGUAUGAAAGUUUGCAAUAUGAUGUACCAAUUUCAAACUGCGAUAGGAUAGAUUUGUAAAUACAUGCGUACCAUUUCAUACCUAAGGUGCAAAGCCUUGUGUAGAUAUGACUGUUAUCAUAGAUAAGGUAGAUUGAUUUUGAUUAUUAUUUAUACUAUAAAUUACAUUAAUCAUAUUAGACUUAGUUUUUGAUCUCAAAGACAUGUCUGUUAUUAGUACCUCAUACAAAUGUACAAAUUAGUAGAUGUAUUCAAUAGUAUCAUUUAAAUCCGUAUAAAAAGAUCCUUAUUAAGAAAACAGAAAUAAUUAACCCAAUAAGGAACUUUUUAUACAUGUAUGCAUAGAUUUUUGUUAAUGGGUUUUGUCACUGUUUGAUUAUGGAUGGAUGAUUAGUUUAAAGCAGUUACUGUAGUUGUCUAAUAGUCAUUUGAAUUAUUCUCUGCUGCUUGAUCAAAGUACAUGUACCAGCAACUUUGAGUAACUUUGAGUAAAAUUGUUCUUUUUUCUAGUUAUUUAAUAAGAUCAAAAUCAAAAAUUUAAUCUCUAAAAAGAGAGAAAUGCAAGAGUUUGAGUGGCACUUAGAUAUAUAGCAAGUGAAAAUAUAUAGAUGUAGUACAACUUGCUGUGUUCAAAUCAACCCAAUUGAAUUCUGCUAUCAAGAUGAUACUUAUGUGCAAUGUAUUCAGUGAUGUGUAUUUGUGAUAUUUUUUUAACCAAACAAGGUAGACAACCAUGGGUAGCAGAUUGUAUACGUAGACAUUUUAUUGAUAUAUUUUGUGAAUGGCUGUGAUAUUACAGUUCCAAUCUGUAUGAAAGAUUUAUUGAAAGCAGUGAAUGAAUACCUUAUCUAGAUCAAAACUUUCCCAAAAAAUUGGAGGAAAAAAAGAGUGAUUCAAGAACUUAAAAGUUCUUUCUGUACUAGAAGCCUUAAGUUGGACUGAAAGAAAUUAUCAGACACACUGAAGAAUAUUUAUUUAAACAUCUUGUAUUUACUAAAUUUUAGAUAUGAUAAAUGAUUUAGUGAUUUUGACUUGUAUUAAAGGAAAUCAUGCAACAUCAAAAAAUAUGCAGCGAAUGAUUUGCAGUUAUAUUUUUUUCUGGAAACCGUUAUUUUUCAGACUUCAUAAAGUGAAGUCUUAUUUUUUAUUUCCUUUUUUAUUUUUUCCCCAUUUAUUAUUUUGGGUGGGUUGGUGGGGGUUCAAGGGUUUGGAACAAGAUUUUGCUAGGGAAAGCUUGCGGGGGAUAGUAGGUUGAAAAGUGGUAAGGAUUUGAUCAUCUUUCGUACAUGUUAAUAGUUUCCGGGGUGGGGUGGGGGUGGGAGGGGGAUUUAACACAAUAAAUAUGAAAGGUAAUAAAAAUGUUUGCAAACAAAUAUUUCAUUUAGUUCGGUAUUAAACUGAAAUCUGAAUCAUAGGAAUUAUAGAUUUGUUACAGGGUAUAUUUUUACGUUAUGAUAUUUUUUUGUAUUUACUACAUGGCUGUGUUCAUUUGCCGUCUCCCGCACAGGAAGCUAAAGUGCAUACACAAGCUGGUUUUUUUCUUUGUUGAUGUUGAUAAUAAAAAUGUCAGUUCUA
This is a messenger RNA of Magallana angulata, 10649 nucleotides long. RefSeq names its product telomerase protein component 1-like. Bases 190 to 8469 code for a protein of 2759 amino acids. The transcript has 55 exons. Lineage: Eukaryota; Metazoa; Mollusca; Bivalvia; Ostreida; Ostreidae. Gene Ontology annotation, molecular function: telomerase RNA binding; protein binding; telomerase activity. The record is from RefSeq and is a predicted model, not a curated record. Gene Ontology annotation, cellular component: telomerase holoenzyme complex. Gene Ontology annotation, biological process: telomere maintenance via recombination.